AUGAAUGAGAUUACUUCAAUAUUACAAUCUAUCUUUAGCAAUAAUAAUUUUUCCAAUGAGAUAAAGGACGAUCAACCCAUAGAUUUUGUAAUUCAUGAGGAUACGAAUCAAACACAACAUAAUUUUGGAAACAUUACGCCUAGCAUGAACCUCUCAGAAGUGCGCAAACUUCUAGAGAAUCUUGAAAAUGUUUACAUGGGUGAGAAUAUGGUAUUUCUUAAAGAAAAUAUUAAAACACAAAUUCAUCCUGAUAAAGAAAAAAAUCUUAAUGUCUUAAAAAUCCUUGCUCACGAUAAUUGCAUUCAUAUCAUGAAAUAUCCAACGAAACCAAGUUCUUUCCAAUUUGUUAACAAAUACAAUCUUCUUCAUGGUUGUUACUUCACGUCUGAUGGUUAUAUUAAACGUGCUAAAAACAAAGCAUUCAAGUUCAAAAAUAAAAUAGUCGCUAAAAUAGAUAUGAAUAAUCCAUAUUUGAAAGAUGAUCGAAUCGAAUACGCAGAGGAAAUUGACCAGAUGUUUAUUAAAAAUCCUUACAUGAAAAUUAAUGCAACCAUUCCUCUGCCCUGGCCACUCCCUUCACUAAAAUUUGGUAUUAAUAUUGAAAGUUCUAGCGAAAAAUGGAGACAAACAACAGGAUCCUAUAGAUAUGAAGUUUUUGAUUGUGCAAAAUGUAGUAUGAAUAUCCCGCGCAAUGAAAUCGAACCAACAGAGGAAUUUAAAGAUGCAAUUAAGAAGGUAUUAGAACAGCAAACGUAUGAAGAAAGGUUGAAUGCAAUUAAAGCAUUAUCGCAAGAAUUUGGGUUUUUUUUUCCUAUGUUUACUGAGUUUGGAGGAAGAAUUCAAUGCAGAGUUGAAUUAAAUAGUGAAACAUCCGCUAAUUCUAAGAAAGAAAAUUUUGAAGUAAACUUGCAAGACUUCUCUUCAUCUUACAACUCUAAAAAAGGUUCGUCAACAUCUAUAUGUAACGUUAUUAGCAGCUGUAAGAUCAUUGGUGGAGAUGAAACUGAUCCAGAUAUUAGAGAUAGAAAAAGUCGACAGAAAUGGACUGAAACAUUACGCACUUGUGAUAAAUGGAGACCGAUUAAUUAUUCGGAAAUAAUUUCGGUUUAUGACAUGUUAGAUAAUAAAUUACGAGCGCAAUUUCUUGAAGGAUUUGGGCAGGAAGUACUUCUCUCUGGUAUAGUUGAAGUAAGGUUUAAUAGUAAGGAUAUUGUCGAGCCUCAAACACGAAAAAUUGAGAACAUUCCCUCAAAUAUCCUUGCAAACAUGGAAAAUAAUCAAAUAUACGCGACAGUUUAUAAUGAUAAAAGCAUUCACAAAGUUUUUUCUGCUCAUGUGGUAUAUUACCAUAAUAAAAGUGCUAGUCUCGUGAUACAAUGUAUCAAAACAAAAGAAGUGGAAGAAUUGAAGGAACAAAAAUUUAAUCAUGUAGUAAAAGUUGCAUGGAUGAUUGUUGGAUUUCGCACUGAUUUUAGUUUUGAACCAUCUUUAAACCUUAAACUAAAUAGUUAUACGUUAAAAAAACCAAUUCAAAAGUUUUACAAUAAACCCAAAUGUACUGAAAAUGCAGAGAGAUGCCCUUCCAAAAUCAAAUUUCCUAGUCACAAAAGGUAUUGUCUUCUUGGUACAUGUGCAUUUAGAUAUCAAUCCACGGAUGAAGUUGAUGAGGACUCAGAAUCUGGUGUUAUUAUUGGGCUUCACUUUUGCCAAAAUAAGCACAAUUGGGAUCCAUGUGUUUAUGCAUUUGACUUGAAUAAAGGAAGGCAAGUAGAUAUUUACACAAAGCCACUAGAAAUCCACUGGGGUAUCAUUACUACUGAACAAGAAUAUAAAGAAAUGAUAUGGGAUAAUUCAAACAAAUAUUUAAUGUAUAAAGGCCAAGAAUGGAAAGACUAUUCUAUUGAAGGAAAUAUACAAAAAUUAUUUUUUAGCCUUUUAUGCAAAGAUUGUUUUCCUGUGUUUACAAAUGUUAGUCCCGAAUAUCCCACGAUGCAUUUAUUUGAAGAACAAAAUGCUGAGAGUCGUAAAUGA
This is a messenger RNA of Scutellospora calospora, 2031 nucleotides long. The record is from the annotation of a GenBank genome assembly. Lineage: Eukaryota; Fungi; Glomeromycota; Glomeromycetes; Diversisporales; Gigasporaceae.